Molecule: messenger RNA, 2938 nt
Organism: Selaginella moellendorffii
Lineage: Eukaryota; Viridiplantae; Streptophyta; Lycopodiopsida; Selaginellales; Selaginellaceae
Product: pentatricopeptide repeat-containing protein At3g09040, mitochondrial-like
Exons: 1
Coding region: 87-2789 (900 amino acids)
Biological process (GO): RNA modification
Molecular function (GO): protein binding; RNA binding
Source: RefSeq, a predicted model, not a curated record
CUUCCAUUCCCUGCGCCAAGAGCGCCAAGAACACUCUUAACGGUGAAAAUAUUUCCAACUCAAACUAUACUUUUAGGGCUCUUCAAAUGCCUGGGGAAAUCGAGCGAUGGCGCGGCUCCAAUGCGCUGCCAAUAGCCGUGGAUUCCUCUUCCAAGGCAAGUGUGAGCUCCAUUCUGGCGGAUUUGAAGGCCUCCAGGAGAUUGCGCGAUCUCGAGCGGGGCAAGUCGGUUGCGGCCGAUGCGUUCCGGCAAGGGAUGGAUUCCAAUCUCUAUGUUGCGAGCAGCCUCAUCGGCUUGUACGCCAAGUGUGGAAGGAUGAUCGAGGCGCAGCGCGUGUUUGACGCCAUGGAGCAUCGCGAUCUCGUGGCCUGGAAUGCGCUCAUCCUGGGGUACGCUUGCAAUGGGGAGUGUGAGACCUCGCUCGAGCUCUUCUCGCGCCUGUGUAGCAGCACAGAGGUAAAUAGCUGCGUCCCGGAUUCUUGGAGCUUCCUUGCCGCGCUUAAAGCUUGUGUGCUCUUGACAGGACGCAUGGAAGAACACGAUGGAAAGCUUGGAGUUUUGGAGAAGUCCAUGGCCUUGCAUUGCCGGAUUGCGAGCAACGGCUGCGAGGAGAUCAUCGUGGCCAACACCUUGAUCGAUUUGUAUGCCAAGUGUGGAAGCAUGCCAGAUGCUCGAAGAGUCUUCGAUGGAUUGGAGCAUCGAGACGUUGUCUCGUGGACAGCCUUGCUGCUCGGGUACGUCGAAAACGGGCAAGGCAAUGCUGCUCUUGAGUUGCUACCGAUGAUGGAAUCUCACGAGUGUUUUCCAGAUGCCCGGCUCUUCGUCGCCGCGAUCAAAGCUUGCAGCAGCCUUGCGGCGAGCGAACAAGGGAGGCAAGUCGACGGCAUGGUCGUGAGCAUGGCGGCCCUGGAGAAAGGCAUGGCUGUCCACUCCAGGAGCAAGCUCCACGAGUCGAGCAACAUCUACGUUGGAAGCAGCCUUGUGGACAUGUACGCGAAGUGUGGCAGCAUGGCGGAUGCCUCUCGUGUGUUUGGACGGAUGAAGCAGCGAGACGUGAUCUCCUGGAACGCUUUGAUUCUCGGGUACGCGGAGAACGGCGAAGCCGAGAGAGCUCUGGAGCUCUUCGUGGCGAUGCAAGCCGGUGGCUGCCCUCCAGAUUCCCGGACGUUCGUCGCCGCUCUGAAAGCUUGCUCCAGGCUCGCAGUGACGGCCGACUUUGGCGACCAGAGGCACGGCAAGAUGGAAGUGUUGGAGAAGAGCAUGGCGUUGCACUCUCAGGCUCGGAAAGCUGGCGGCUGCGAUUCGAGUCUAUACGUCGGAAGCAGCUUGGUGGACGUGUACUCCAAGUGUGCCAGCAUGGGAGACGCUUCGUCCGUGUUUGAGAAGAUGGCGCAGCGGAAUGUGGUCGCGUGGACAGCUCUGAUACUCGGCUAUGCCGAUAACGGGCAGGAGAGGCUGGCGCUGGAAACGUUUCGGUGCCUGCGGGGCGGAGGCGUGGUGCCGAAUGCCUUGACGUACGUCGCUUGUCUCAAGGCUUGCAGCGGCCUUGCGAGCGACGAGGAGACCAGAGAACUUGACGGGAAGCUCGUGAAGAUGGUGUCCUUGGAGAAUGCUCUGGCCGUUCACUCGCAAGCUGCGAGAGACAACUGCGACAGGGAUAUGUUGGUGGCGAGCAGAUUGAUCGAUGCUUACGCCGAGAGCCAGAGCAUGGAUGACGCUGCGAGGGUGUUUGCCGGGAUGCCGGACCGGGACGCGGUGGCCUGGAACGAGCUUAUGCUGGGGUACGUUGAGAACGGUGACGGGGAGCUGGCUCUGGAGGCGUUCACGGGCAUGAGACGAGACGGCUGUGUUCCAAACGCUGGGACCUUUGUCGCUGCUCUGAAAGCUUGCAUCAGGAUCUCGGCGAAAGAAGAGUGGCAGAAAGUUGACGGGUCGGGCGUGAAGCUGCGAAGUCUCGAGACGGGCAUGGCGAUACACUCUCACGCCGCGGCUCAAAGUCUCGACUCGGACGUGUACGUCGCGAACACCUUGCUCGACAUGUACGCCAACUGCGGUGGAAUGCUGGAAGCCGAGAGAGUCUUCGGCGACAUGCCACGCCCCGGGGUGGUCUCCUGGACGGCUCUGAUAUCCGGAUACACCGAGAACGGGCAAGGCAGGGUGGCGCUGGAGCUUCUCUCUCGGAUGGAGACCCAAGGCUGCCAACCGGACGCUCGGACGCUUGCGAUCGCGUUGAAGGCCUGCGGCAGUGUCGGGGCUCUGGAAGCUGGCAUGGCGAUCCACGGCGACGUCUGCAAGCGGGGGCUCGAGAGCGAUACAGUGGUGGUGACUUGCUUGAUAGAUUUCUACGCCAAGUGUGGGAGCAUGGCUUCCUCCCAGCAGGUGUUUGAUGCGCUUGCUUCCAGAGACGCAGUGGCCUGGACUGCAUUGCUCGCCGGGUACAGCCGCGGAGGGGACGCCGCUCUGGUGUUCGAGACCUUCCACGAGAUGGUCGACGAAGGUGUCAAAGUCUGCGGCAUGGGAUUUCAAUGCCUUCUGGCCGUGUGCAGUCAUUCCGGCCUGGUCGACACUGGGAGGCUCUGCUUCGACGCGAUGCAGUCCAAGUACAAGGUGAGGCCCGGCCGCGAGCACUACCACUGCGUCAUCGAUCUUCUCAGCCGGGCCAACCAGCUCGAGGAAGCUCUGGAUAUGGUGGAAGCUAUGCCUUUCGAGCCAACGUUUGUUACGUGGACGACGGUGCUGAGUGCUUGGACUCGGAUCCAAGUUAACAUUCUAAAGUUCUCUCCUGGCUGAAGGAACAAGAACUCGAUCUUACAAGCUAGAAAACAUAGGAUAAGGCUACUACAUCACCUCUUUCGACGCUUCUUCACCUCGGCGACAAGCUUGUUCACGUACAUAAUGUAUCCAUCCACAUUGAACUUACGCUUGCAGCCUUCGUAGUU